AUGGGUGACCCUCGCGAGUCGUCCUCCUACUCGGUGGUGCCUCACCUCAAGUACAACACCGUCGGUGGUGUGAACGGCCCUCUGGUCAUCCUCGAAGAUGUCAAAUUCCCCCGAUACAACGAGAUCGUCUCCCUGACGCUUCCUGAUGGGACGACGAGGCAAGGGCAGGUCCUCGAGGCUCGAGGAAACCGAGCCGUUGUCCAGGUCUUCGAAGGCACCUCAGGUAUCGAUGUGAAGAAGACGAAAGUCGAGUUCACCGGGCAGAGCCUGAAGCUUGGUGUGUCGGAGGACAUGCUGGGACGUAUCUUUGAUGGUUCAGGUCGGGCCAUCGACAAGGGCCCCAAGGUGCUGGCAGAGGACUACCUCGACAUCAACGGCAGCCCCAUCAACCCAUACUCGAGAGUCUAUCCUGAGGAGAUGAUCUCCACUGGUAUUUCCACCAUCGAUACAAUGAACUCCAUCGCUCGUGGACAGAAGAUCCCCAUUUUCUCCGCCUCCGGUCUACCGCACAACGAGAUCGCCGCCCAGAUUUGUCGUCAGGCUGGUCUGGUCCAGAAGCAGGAGGGAGUCACAAACAAGGGCGUCCACGACGGCCACGAGGACAACUUCUCCAUUGUCUUCGCUGCCAUGGGUGUGAACUUGGAGACGGCUCGUUUCUUCACUCGCGAUUUCGAGGAGAACGGCAGUCUGGAACGUGUUACCCUGUUCCUCAACCUCGCCAACGAUCCAACGAUCGAGCGUAUCAUUACGCCUCGUCUCGCCCUCACGACCGCCGAGUACUACGCCUACCAGCUCGAGAAGCACGUUCUGGUUAUCCUCACAGAUCUUUCCGCUUACUGUGACGCUCUCCGUGAGGUCUCAGCCGCUCGAGAGGAGGUGCCUGGUCGUCGUGGUUUCCCCGGUUACAUGUACACUGACUUGUCGACCAUCUACGAACGAGCCGGUCGUGUCGAAGGCCGCAACGGUUCCAUCACGCAGAUCCCCAUUCUGACCAUGCCUAACGACGAUAUCACCCACCCGAUUCCUGACCUGACAGGAUACAUUACGGAGGGCCAGAUCUUUGUGGACCGAGGUCUUUACAACAAGGGUAUCUACCCUCCCAUCAACGUGCUGCCAUCACUUUCCCGUCUCAUGAAGUCGGCCAUCGGUGAGGGUAUGACGCGCAAGGACCACGGUGAUGUCUCGAACCAGCUGUACGCCAAGUACGCCAUCGGUCGUGAUGCGGCAGCCAUGAAGGCAGUCGUUGGUGAGGAAGCUCUGUCAGCCGAGGACAAGCUGUCGCUUGAGUUCCUUGACAAGUUCGAGCGACAGUUCGUUAGCCAAGGAGCCUACGAGCAGCGAAGUAUCCAUGACUCUCUGGACCUGGCAUGGUCUCUGCUCCGCAUUUACCGCAAGGACAUGCUCAACCGAAUUCCUAAGAAGAUCAUUGAUGAGUUCUACUCGCGUACUGCGGCCGCGGACCGGAAAGCAAAGAAGGACACCAAGGAGACCAAAGACACCAAGGACAACGCGGGCCAGGAGGAGAACUUGAUCGACGCAUAA
Diaporthe citri is the source of this 1542-nucleotide messenger RNA. RefSeq lists its product as uncharacterized. The coding region runs from base 1 to 1542 and encodes 513 amino acids. The transcript is spliced from 7 exons. NCBI's taxonomy places the organism in Eukaryota, Fungi, Ascomycota, Sordariomycetes, Diaporthales, Diaporthaceae. Gene Ontology annotation, biological process: ATP metabolic process; proton transmembrane transport. Gene Ontology annotation, cellular component: proton-transporting V-type ATPase, V1 domain. The record is from RefSeq and is a predicted model, not a curated record. Gene Ontology annotation, molecular function: proton-transporting ATPase activity, rotational mechanism; ATP binding.